UUUGGAAAUGUUGAGACAUUGCAGGAUACUCAUGAUGUUAAGAGUUCUGCUGACAAGGAGACGGUUGAACCUUCGGUUGAGGAUGCUGAAACAUCAACUGACUACAUUAUUCCUGCGACUCAAGAAGGUUCAGAACCACCUAGGCGUGAUCCUCCCUUAAGAAUUCAAAAAGAUCAUCCAUUGGAGCAAGUCAUUGGUGACAUCAAUGAGAGGGUAACCAGAAACUCGAAGACAUCAGUCAAAGAACUUAUGGGUGUUUCUCAUUAUGCCUGCUACACCUCAUUGAUUGAACCCAAGAAUGCUAAAGAAGCUCUGAAAGAUGAGUGUUGGAUCUUAGCCAUGCAGGAAGAACUGGAGCAAUUCACUAGAAACGAUGUCUGGGAGUUAGUCCCUGAACCAUCAUCAGGAAAUGUUAUCGGAACAAAGUGUAUCUUCAAGAACAAAACUGAUGAGUUCGGGAAUGUGACACAAAAUAAGGCGAGACUAGUUGCACAAGGCUACACUCAGACUCAAGGGAUCAAUUUCGAUGAAACCUUUGCCCCCGUUGCUAGACUUGAAUACGUACGCAUAUUUCUAUCUAUUGCUUGUCUAAUGAAGUUCAUUGUUUACCAGAUGGACGUGAAGUCUGCCUUUCUGAACGGGAUACUACAUGAAGAAGCAUACGUUAAGCAGCUAGAAGGAUUCAAAGAUCCCAAGAUUCCUAAUCAUGUCUACAGACUAAAGAAAGCAUUGUACGGAUUGAAGCAAGCACCACGUGCGUGGUAUGAACGCCUUACCAUGUACCUUCUAGAAAAGGGAUUCAAGAGAGGAGGAGUAGAUCAGACAUUCUAUGCUCUUCGAACGAAUGAGGACCUAUUGGCUGUUCAAAUCUACGUCGACGACAUCAUCUUUGGAUCAACUUCCAAGAAGCUGAUCAAUCACUUUAUUAAACUUAUGUCAUCUGAAUUCGAGAUGAAUCUCGUAGGUGAACUUUCAUACUUUAUUGGACUUCAGGUAAAGCAAGGUAAAGAUGGUAUUUUCUUGCAUCAGGGUAAAUAUGCAAAAAACCUUGUUAAAAA
Molecule: messenger RNA, 1058 nt
Organism: Striga hermonthica
Lineage: Eukaryota; Viridiplantae; Streptophyta; Magnoliopsida; Lamiales; Orobanchaceae
Source: the annotation of a GenBank genome assembly